AUGGCACUGGUUAUGGAGCCCGUGAGCAAGUGGAGCUCCAGUCAAGUGGUUGACUGGAUGAAAGGCCUGGACGACUGCCUGCAGCAGUACAUCAAGACCUUCGAGAGGGAGAAAGUAGGGGGGGACCAGCUGCUGCGUAUCACCCACCAGGAGCUGGAGGAUUUGGGAGUGUCCAGAAUCGGCCACCAGGAGCUCAUACUGGAGGCUGUGGACUUACUCUGUGCUCUGAAUUACGGGCUGGAGACUGAGAAUCUGAAGACUCUUUCUCAUAAGCUCAAUGCAUCUGCCAAGAACCUACAGAACUUCAUCACAGGCAGGCGGCGCAGCGGCCAUUACGAUGGCCGAGCCACCCGCAAGCUGCCCAAUGAUUUUCUUACCUCUGUGGUGGACCUGAUCGCUGCUGCCAAAAGCCUUCUGGCGUGGCUGGACAGGUCUCCAUUUGCUGCAGUGGCAGAUUACUCCGUGACGAGAAACAGCGUGAUCCAGCUGUGUCUGGAGCUCACUACAAUUGUACAGCAGGACUGCUCUGUGUACGAAACAGAAAACAAAAUCCUGCAUGUGUGUAAAACUCUCUCUGGAGUGUGUGACCACAUUAUCUCUCUGUCCUCGGAUCCCAUGGUGUCCCAGGCUGCACAUUUGGAGGUUGUGCAACUAGCCAACAUAAAAUCCACUGAAGGACUGGGCAUGUAUAUCAAAUCAACAUAUGACGGUUUGCAUGUAAUCACUGGGACAACAGAAGGAUCCCUGGCUGACCGCUGUAAGAAAAUCCAUGCUGGAGACGAAGUCAUUCAGGUCAAUCUUCAGACAGUGCCAAUCUUCCCUCAGAGCCCCACCAGCAGUGUCGCCACGCCCACCAGCACUUUAAGUACGCCAUCUAGGAGGAGUAGCUGUGCCCUGCAGGACCUCUACAUCCCCCCUCCUCCACCAGAACCCUACACCCCCAGAGAUGACAAGGGAAGUCUGCCGGGUGACGAUCCUCAAGCGGACGUCCAUGUCGCCGAGGGAUCCGAGUCACCAAACUCCUACCUGGACCAGGAGUGUCGGGGGCGAUUUCCUCUGGUGGAGGAAGAUUCUAUACUGUACUGUUACGAGUAUGACCAGAACCAAGAGGUGUCCUCAGUCCGCAGGGGGAGCACUCCCACCUAUGGCAGGCUCAGGCCCAUCUCAAUGCCGGUGGAAUACAACUGGGUGGGAGACAACGAAGACCUGGCCAAGCUGAAGAGAGAGAGCAGGAGAGAGAAUUCCCUGCUGCGCUUUGCGAGUGAAGAUAAAGCCCCGGGGGAGGACUUCCUGCUAGGACGCAGCCUGAGUCAGAACAGGAGGAAAACUGAGCGAGGAGGCAGCCCCACUCAUUACACACUCGUCCCCGCCCUCCAGAUGGAAGUCUCCCUGUCCACAUCCAGCUCUGACUCUGCCUCCCUGUACCAUGUGUUUGAACGAUCCUCACUGCUGUCAAGGUCAAAGAAGAAGAGCAAAGGUAAGAGCAUUUCUGGAAGUCCCAUGUCUUCAAUCAGCAAGCGGCGGAUUUCCUGCAGGGACUUGGGUCAGGGGGACUGUGAGGGCUGGCUGUGGAAAAAGAAGGAUGCUAAAACCUAUUUCUCACAGAAGUGGAAGAAGUACUGGUUCAUCCUGAAAGACACGUGCCUCUAUUGGUACAUGAAUGAGGAGGAUGAGAAGGCUGAGGGCUUUGUCAGCCUCCCAGAGUUCAAGAUUGAUCGUGCCACUGAAUGCAGAAGGAAGUUUGCUUUCAAGGCUUGCCAUCCGAAGAUAAAGACCUUCUACUUUGCCGCGGAAAAUGUAGACGACAUGUCCCGGUGGCUGAGUCGUCUCAGCAUGGCAGUGGCAGGCUACUCUGAGCAGGAGAAAAUUCGCCGGGACCAAGAUUACUGGAGUGAGAGCGAUCAUGAGGACAUGGAGAUGCCCCCGAGGCCCAAACAAGACAGUCCACCACCACCUUAUGACACCUUUCCCAGAGCGUCCUCCGUGAGUCUGUCAGUGAGUCCCUACCUGGAACCGAAACGUGGCCAUCUCUCCUCCUCCGACACAUUCCAGUCCCGCUCCUCUCAUGAGGAGUUCCACUCUGAGCCUCAGGACGGCAGCAGCAGCAACAACGGCGUCUCCCCCGGGCAAAAGACGAGCAGCCACCGAAAUUCAUGGCAUGAUCAGAUGGAGAGCAGCACGAGGAUGCACUAUCUCCAGACAUUUCCCGUGGAGGAGACCCUGCUGUCUGAGGACAGAGACCACCUGGCGAUGGAGUACCGGAGGCAGUCUACCCUGCCUGCACAGCGCAGCCUGCUGCAAGAACAGUACAGAGCCCUGCCUCUGCCCCUCAGGGCCAGUAUUGAGUCAGAAGGGGGAGGGAAACCACGCAGCUUCACGCUACCCAGAGACAGCGGGCUACAUGCUAUCCUGGCCGCCACCGCUGCUGAUCAGAGAGAGCCCCAGCACUACCAUCUGGACCGGGCCGGAGACACUGGCCAUGGACGGGACUGCAGGAUGCAGGCAGACUCUCUGGGAGAUUUGUACCGGGCUCUGGAGCAGACCAGUCUGUCCACCUCAGCUGAUCACAGAUCAGCCAGCCGCCUGGAGUACAAGCGCUCAUUUGUCCGCCGAGUGAAUGACCCGCUGCUCAAUGACAAGCUUCAUCGUCUCCGGAUCCUCCAUAGUUCACUUAAGAAUGUCCCUUUUCAAGACACAAACCGGUCAUUGGGUUUUUUAGGGUGAAGAUUGGUGUGUUGAUUAAAUCUCAAACGUAUUGCCUAUGCCUGUGCUUCACACAGCCGGCAUCCCUCUGCUAGAGAUAAAAGGCACCAAAAACCUUCUUUUACCUGCUCAGCUCUACACCUUCUUCCCUGCUGCUGCUCCUUCAACCUCGCUCACCGUCCAGGAGCACAAAGACUUGGUGUCCGUUCCCGUCCAGUCUCUCUCUUUACAAGAUGAGGGUUGUUACAAAUGGUGAAUAAAGAUGCUUGGCUUAUAUAAUAACUCGUAGACUCACAGGGUUUACGACAUGUAAGCACUUUGCAUCUGUGUCCAAAACUUGUCAGAGAGCUUUGUAGUUCAUCGCUCACAUGCAUGGCCACCUCCCCUUGCUUCUGUUUAAUCGUUUUGAACAUUACCACUGGAGUUGUGUACAGCCGCUCAGUAAGGAUGACUGAGGCAUUAAAAGCAAAGCUAUUUUGGAUGUACACAACAUUUUAUUAUGCAUGUGUGUAUGAUUAAAGGGUAUGUUUG
This is a messenger RNA of Micropterus dolomieu (smallmouth bass), 3234 nucleotides long. Its product is annotated as connector enhancer of kinase suppressor of ras 2-like. Bases 1 to 2724 code for a protein of 907 amino acids. The record is from RefSeq and is a predicted model, not a curated record. The transcript is spliced from 21 exons. Lineage: Eukaryota; Metazoa; Chordata; Actinopteri; Centrarchiformes; Centrarchidae. Gene Ontology annotation, molecular function: protein binding. Gene Ontology annotation, cellular component: membrane; cytoplasm. Gene Ontology annotation, biological process: regulation of signal transduction.